This is a messenger RNA of Corythoichthys intestinalis (scribbled pipefish), 3586 nucleotides long. It is a transcript of the gene edar, whose product is annotated as ectodysplasin A receptor. Gene Ontology annotation, molecular function: signaling receptor activity. Bases 1180 to 2751 code for a protein of 523 amino acids. The record is from RefSeq and is a predicted model, not a curated record. The transcript has 14 exons. Gene Ontology annotation, biological process: positive regulation of JNK cascade; positive regulation of canonical NF-kappaB signal transduction. Gene Ontology annotation, cellular component: plasma membrane. NCBI's taxonomy places the organism in Eukaryota, Metazoa, Chordata, Actinopteri, Syngnathiformes, Syngnathidae.
GACAGCUGACAAACAGCCCGCCAGUGGACGAUUAAUGUUGAUUAUACCUCUCUUCUGUUCUCUAACUAAAGAUCUGUCAGUCAAACUUUUCAGUAAGUUGUCUUAUACAAGAAACCCACAAAGUAACAAAACUAGCACCUUAGACGGCCAUUUGCUUUGCUUAGCUAAAACCACCUGAGGAAUGAAGAGGCAAGAUGGAUAUAGCCUACUUAAUAUUUUCAAACCUAAGCUUUCAAAAUCGACAACAGCUACUGAGCAAGAACCAAGGAUUGAAAAUGUGGACCAUGAAAAGCCAGAGAGCACCGCCAAAAUGAACCAGGAGUGACAGCUGAACCAGUCGUGCAACAUCCUUGGAGAAAGCGGACUGGUGUCCCACCACUUACCUCUGGAGAGGACUGCAGGUAAGACUCCUGAGUAGCUAUGGAAUGCCGGGACGGAUUUCUGCAAGACUUGGGGAAAUUCCUGAGCUGUGCUUCUUUAUUGCUUAAGUUUCAUUUUUUUAUGUCUGGCUUAUGAGGAUAGCAGGGAAUGUGCGAAUCAAAAUAAAUCAAUGUCACGUUUAGUUUUGAUUAGUGAAUCUCUCCGACAAUAAGAUAACAAUGUAUUUGACUGGUGGACCUGCCCUAUCCAAACACAUGUAUUGCAGAUGUAAGGUUUGGCUGCCAAGUGCAUUACAUUGGAGGAAGACUGUUUUAUUUGCAUGAAUAUCAAACACAUCCCUAAGCAGGCAGUGUUGUAUGCGUGAAAGCUGCAUGCUGGCACAAAGUUUUCAGCCUUCGGGUACAAACAAAUUAGUUUGCAUUAUCAUGACCUUGGAAAUCUGUUUUGCUUCUUAUGUUCUUAAGAAUGGCUUCCCUAUCAACUGAUUUCAAUGGCUCCUAAUUAGUAACACCAUUCCACGGGAGAGUGCUUGUGUAUGAAAGUGUGUUUUGUGCAUUGCACACCUUUCUCCUGUCUGUAUAAUUGUUUUCUUGGUGCCGCCUGACUGUCCCGGGGCCCUGAGGGGAAGUCCUGCCCGCAGACAGGCAGGUCGGCCCGGCUGGGGACAAGCCGGGUCCUGCCGAGCUUCUGAAGUCUGCUGGCUGACUUUGAACUGCAGCUGCUGGAGGUAGAAAGGCUAAAGAGCAACCCAGAAGAGGAUGAAGGAUGUAAUCUUCAAAAGAUGAACCGGGAGCAAAGAUGCCACAGUGGAAAGAAGCAACAAAAUCCAUCUUCCUGUCCUCAAUUUUGGUGUGUUGUAUGUUUGCGAGUGCAGAGUAUUCCAGCUGUGGAGAGUAUGAAUUCUUAAACCCAAGCAAUAACAGCUGCCAGGCAUGCCCUCAGUGCCAGCCAGGACAGGAGCCACACAUGACUUGUGGCUAUGGUGUGAAGGAUGAAGACUUCUCUUGUCUACCAUGUCCACCUGGGAAGUACUCCAAAGGUAAAUAUGAGAUCUGCAGACGGCACAAAGACUGUGACGCCCUCUACAAAGCCACAGUGCGUACGGUGGGAACACAGGACAGCGAUGCAGAGUGCGGACCUUGUUUACCAGGGUAUUACAUGCUGGACAAUAGACCCAGAAAUAUCUAUGGGAUGGUUUGCCAUUCCUGCCAGAAUGCACCACCCAACACCAAAGAAUGCAUGCAGUCCAAUGAGCCAGUACAAAAACCUCAGCCAGAGCUUGAGAGCACCACUGUUUUCCCUCAUCUUCAAAAAGACCCAACAGGGCAAGGUCAUCUAGCAACAGCUCUCAUUAUCGCCAUGUCAACCAUUUUUGUCAUGGCAGUCGCCAUUGUUCUCAUCAUUAUGUUUUACAUCCUGAAAGCCAAGCCAAGUGGCCAGGCAUGCUGCAACGGACAAGUGAAAUCAGUUGAAGCUCAGACCAAUAAACAAGAGGACAAGAAAGACGUCCCUGAUAAAGUGGUGAUCUACUCAGAAAAAGAUGAAUUUGACAAACUUCAGGCCUCACCUCAGAAGGCAGUCAAAAGUGAGAACGACGCAUCAUCAGAGAAUGAGCAGCUGUUGGGCCGCAGUAUUGACAGCGACGAGGAGGCGACAUUGGAGAAGCAGGGCUCCGUAGCGGAGACAAACAACCUGACCCCCAAUUUAGGCCUCAUCAAUGUGGGGAACAAGCCAGACCUUUGCCUGCUCGCUCUGGGCGUGCAGGAUAGUGAUAGCGCCUGCAACGGGACCGCCAACGUCGCAGCUAACCCCAACAGCAACCUCCCCAAUCCCAGCCCAAUGGGCAAUGUCAACCACAUCUCCAGCGCUAACCACAUCAGCAAUGUGACCGCAAUCAACAAUAGCAAUAAAAACCCUGGGAUGUUACAGAGUCGCAGGAAAAAGAUCCUAGAUCUGUAUACUACGGUGUGCAACGUGACAGAUGGCCUGAGCCCCACGGAACUACCAUUCGACUGCCUGGAGAAAGCUAGCCGCAUGCUGAGCUCCUCCUACAGCAGCGAGGCAGCAGUGGUCAAGACUUGGAGGCAUCUGGCCGAGAGCUUCGGCCUGAAGCGGGAUGAGAUCGGCGGGAUGAGCGACGGCCUGCAACUUUUCGAGAGGGUGAGCACAGCAGGAUACAGCAUCCCCGACUUGCUCACCCGCUUAGUGCAGAUUGAGAGACUGGACGCUGUCGAGUCGCUGUGCUCGGACGUUCUAGGAGGCAAUGACAUGACGGCUCAGGGCAGUAGACAAGGCAUCAGCAGUUUCCAUAGCCAGCUGGUUUGCCCGUCACCAUGCCAGCAGACUUCACAACGCUGCGCCAGUGUUUGAAAGCAUUGAGAAGCACAAACUCUUAAGUUCCCUCAUCACAUGAAGAACGUUGAUGGACCUCAGUCGAUAUAUCCCCAAGUUAAGAAGAUACACAUUAAAACGAGUAAUUGUGACUACAGAAUUUGACUAUAAGACGGCGUCACAAAACAAGAAAACUUGAGUUUUUUUUCUUCUUGUCGUUUGUAAGCCGCACUAGACUAUAAGAUGCAGGUGUCCACUUUGUAUUAUGGGAAAUUUAAAUCAUAAGACAUGCAGCUUAUUAGCCUAUAAAAAUCCAUAAAUUUAAUGGGCAAAAAAGUCUGAAAUUUAUGGUAAUUGUUAUUGCAUAUAGUUUUUGAGACAGAUGCAGAGAUGCAUAAAUGAGGAUUGAACUCACUAUAGUGAACUAGAACGUAGACAUUGUGUUUCAGGUCUUCUCGCUGGUUAAUUGUGUCUAACUUCACAUAUGUUCUUCUGGAAGAAUGACACCUUCUUGCCAAAUGAAUGGAAAUUUUAAAAACAAAACCACAAAAAAAGGCAGGGUACAUGUACGCAAUGUUAUUUAUAUUCUUGUCUUAUGAAUUUUUUUUUGCCAAGGUUCUAUCAAGUAUGAUAAUAUGGAAAGCUAUAUAGCUUUCUUGCACACUCAAAUGGAGAUUUUCCAACAGGAAGGCUCCACCAACUCAUACAGUACGAUCAUUUUGCACAUAAAGUCAUAGAUUUACAUACAAGUGCCUAUGCAGUGCUAGACACAUGGACCAAAUAUUUAUAAUUCAACAACUACAGUGCCCUCCAUAAUUAUUGGCACCACUGAAAAAGAUGUUUUUUAGCUUCUAAUUUUUUAUUUUUUUUUUGU